This is a messenger RNA of Physcomitrium patens, 1145 nucleotides long. Its product is annotated as protein CHLORORESPIRATORY REDUCTION 6, chloroplastic. Gene Ontology annotation, biological process: NAD(P)H dehydrogenase complex assembly. Lineage: Eukaryota; Viridiplantae; Streptophyta; Bryopsida; Funariales; Funariaceae. The record is from RefSeq and is a predicted model, not a curated record. Gene Ontology annotation, cellular component: chloroplast.
AUCACCGAGUCUGGAAGUUUGAAGGCAUGGUAAGUCAUUGCAGCCGAGACCCGCAGCUAUGGCGACGACGUCCCUGCUCUCUCCUCCUUUCACUCUGCCCUCCCGCUUUCUGCCCUCUCCGCCGUCACUCUCUUCCUCUCUCCACAAUCACCGGACGCGCCCAUUCUCUAGCAAUCCGCUUCUCUUGGGAUUGAUUUCUCACCCUUGCAAAUGCGCCACUGGACGACGGGAAUGGCGCCCGGCAAGUUCAGCGCAGGGCUCUGCGGACUUCUCAGUGGAAGAAUACGAAGAUGAAGAAGUUGGUGAGGGCGUUGUUCCUGCACCGCCUCCGACGCCUGGAAGGAUAGACAUCGUGGUGACAAAGGAGCAGAUCCGAGAGCUUGAUCUCUCCCCUGCCCAUGCGGUCUUCAGGAAAUACGUGCACCAAAUAGGUGACAACGCAACUGACCCGGGAGUGGAUCUACAAGAGGUCUUUGAGCGAACAGUGGGUUUUGUGCUGCAAUACGAGGUUGAUGACCCCCUGGAUCCCCGAGAGCUUUCUGAGCUGCCUGAUAUCAGGCUGUGGUUUGUGCGUUUGGAUGCUGCGUACCCCUGGCUCCCAAUUGUGGUGGAUUGGCGGGCAGGGGAGCUGUCUCGCUACGCGGCAAUGCUUGUCCCUCAUCAGAUGAGCAAACGACUUGGGCUCGUGUACAACCCCGAGGCACUAGAAUUAUGGGCCAUGAACAAACUGUUUUUGAUUCAUGAGUUCCUAAAGGCUCGUAAUGUAACAAAACCUGAUGUGAAGCUAAAUAACAUGUUGCGCAUGCUUGGCUUUAGUAUCAGCAACCAGCUCUACGACCUCAUUGAGAAGUAUCCGCAUCCAUAAGUGGCCACCUGAGGGGGUUGAUCGAUAGAAAAAUGUAAUUGAAAGUGCUACAUUUAUUAUUGCUCUUCCUUGGCAAUACUCUCCUGUAGGUGGAUUUUUUCAAAGCGUAAGAAAACCUCUACGGCAACUGUGAUCCUCUUGUACAUUCACGGCACCUAAGGCUUUUUCUAGUGUGGCUUAGGACUCUUCAUGUAGCAUGGAGAGGGUAUUCUCCUGAAAUGGUCGAUGCAUAUCCUCUUCAAUUAUUGAAAUGUGUUCAACUCUAGAAUUGUGCGCGGAA